This is a messenger RNA of Geodia barretti, 5081 nucleotides long. The record is from the annotation of a GenBank genome assembly. Lineage: Eukaryota; Metazoa; Porifera; Demospongiae; Tetractinellida; Geodiidae.
UGAGUAAACACGCACUGACGCGAGAAUGAUCAACUGGAAGCAAGUUUUCGUUCUUUUUCUGUCCAUCUACCCCCUGUUUGGCGAGUGCUGUUCGUGCUUUGACACAAGUAGCCGCUAUGAGGCGCUGAGGGACGGGGUCUGCGACGGCGGCGCCUACGCGGGUGUCGUGCUCGGAGCGACGUGCACCUGCUUCGAAGGAACCACUACGGAGAACUCCAAAACGUUCGACUGCCGCGAGUAUUCUUACUCUGAGAGCGACGACAUCUACUCGGCGGAGAUAGUACGCCGGGUAGAGCUCAGCAGUGAUAUCCGGCUUGACGUCUACAUCAAUCAAUUAAUCAAGACGUGCGAAAAAGCAGAGGACACCCUUGCGCGAGGUGUAACCUUUCAAUACACUGGAGCGGAGCCUGAUGUGAUGACAGCGGAAAAUGAUACAGAGCCACUGAUCUGCCCAUUCAACGACGAAAGCACAGACUACCUCCAGUACGGAUAUGUCUGUGUGUACAGGGUUCGAAUCACAGAGGUCUUUGCGGGGAAUUUUAGUGUGGGAGAUGUGAUCACUAGUUCUGGGCCUGAUACCGGCACCAGCUGCUCGCCAGAGUUGGGCAGGAUUCUGCAGUUGAGGACAGAGUACCUGGCUGGAGUGGGUGGCCCCUGUACUCCCCUCAUUAAUUGGGACCUCCUCAGCUCCUACAGUGAAAAUGACCUGGAAACACUGAGGGAUCUCGCAGAGACACGAGACCCAGAAAAGUGUGGUAGUCCUCCACUGCCUGGUGUGGCUGCAGUCGUGAGUACAUUGAAUAUCCCACUGACGAGUGCCCCUCACUGCUACACCUGGAGAACAGGGACAGAAUUCAUCUACAAUGGAACCAGACAGAUGACAUUCUCUGUGUGGAUUGAGCAGAGCAGCUUCUCAGAUAGUCAGCGAGAGGCUCUGACUCACCAGUUCUAUUCUCUGGGAGAGUCUCCACAGCUGGUGACAGUCACACCGUCAGUAGAGCUCGACCUCACAGCUCAUGGCUUCAACACAGAGAUAAAUGUGUGGGAGUUUGUGGUGGAAGGAGUUGAGAACCUACCAGUGGAGGUGGUGAUAGAGGUAGUCUGCAGUGGGGUCCUGGUCAUGGGCUGUGGAGUCAGUAAAAUCGAGUGUGUGUACAGUCCCCAUAGGUUCUCCAUUGUUACAAGACGACUCAACAACUCCAUGGUGUCCACUAGUACAGAGUUUAACAUCUCAGAUUCAAGACUAACAUUGAUCCAAGAUAGUGCUGCACUUGGUACUUCCAUCCUUCUCAAUGGUGGUAUCAGCUAUAUCAGCCAAGAUGACCUUGCUACUCUGAAACAGUUUGAAGUUGUUGGUGUGAAUGGAGAGAUCAGUGAUGCAGCAUUCACUAGUUCCACACUCUGUCUUCUCAUCAAUGGAGAGAUACACUACUGUCUCGAGACUCGACGGCUUCGGGAGGCGGUCCGAGCAUCGAAGGAAUUGCUGAGUCAGCUUUAUCAGUGGGGCCGCUAUGAGGCGCUGAGGGACGGGGUCUGCGACGGCGGCGCCUACGCGGGUGUCGUGCUUGGAGCGACGUGCACCUGCUUCGAAGGAACCACUACGGAGAACUCCAAAACGUUCGACUGCCGCGAGUAUUCUUACUCUGAGAGCGACGACAUCUACUCGGCGGAGAUAGUACGCCGGGUAGAGCUCAGCAGUGAUAUCCGGCUUGACGUCCACAUCAAUCAAGUUAUCAAGACGUGCGAAAAAGCGGAGGACACCCUUGCGCGAGGUGUAACCUUUCAAUACACUGGAGCGGAGCCUGAUGUGAUGACAGCGGAAAAUGAUACUGAGCCACUGAUCUGCCCAUUCAACGACGAAAGCACCGACUACCUCCAGUACGGAUAUGUCUGUGUGUACAGGGUUCGAAUCACAGAGGUCUUUGCGGGGAAUUUUAGUGUGGGAGAUGUGAUCACUAGUUCUGGGCCUGAUACCGGCACCAGCUGCUCACCAGAGUUGGGCAGGAUUCUGCAGCUGAGGGCAGAGUACCUGGCGGGAGUGGGUGGCCCCUGUACUCCCCUCAUUAAUUGGGACCUCCUCAGCUCCUACAGUGAAAAUGACCUGGAAACACUGAGGGAUCUCGCAGAGACACGAGACCCAGAAAAGUAUGGAAGAGGUAUGUCCGGUGACCAGCUGCCUUCAUACAAGAACGUAAGUACAUUGAAUAUCCCACUGACGAGUGCCCCUCACUGCUACACCUGGAGAACAGGGACAGAAUUCAUCUACAAUGGAACCAGACAGAUGACAUUCUCUGUGUGGAUUGAGCAGAGCAGCUUCUCAGAUAGUCAGGUAAAAUACCCCUCUGAGUUUCUCUCUAGAAGUUUUGCGUGGCUACAACAGCGAAAGGCUCUGACUCACCAGUUCUAUUCUCUGGGAGAGUCUCCACAGCUGGUGACAGUCACACCGUCAGUAGAGCUCGACAUCACAGCUCAUGGCUUCAACACAGAGAGAAAUGUGUGGGAGUUUGUGGUGGAAGGAGUUGAGAACCUACCAGUGGAGGUGGUGAUAGAGGUAGUCUGCAGUGGGGUCCUGGUCAUGGGCUGUGGAGUCAGGUUCUCCAUUGUUACAAGACGACUCAACAACUCCAUGGUGUCCACUAGUACAGAGUUUAACAUCUCAGAUUCAAGACUAACACUGAUCCAAGAUAGUGCUGCACUUGGUACUUCCAUCCUACUCAAUGGUGGUAUCAGCUAUAUCAGCCAAGAUGACCUAGCUACUCUGGAACUGUUUGAAGUUGUUGGUGUGAAUGGAGAGAUCAGUGAUGCAGCAUUCACUGGUUCCACACUCUGUCUUCUCAUCAUUGGAGAGAUACACUGUCUUCCAUAUGACGACUCCCAGAUCAUUUCCCCUUCAGUGAUGAGUCUACCUGGUGUCCGUCGAUUAGCUGGUAGAGGUAUCCACAGAACUGGGGUAUGUGUAGUUAGCUCUGCAACCCACGAGAAAUAUACUUUACCUGUUUCCAUCCAGGAGACCUAUGAUGUAGUUGUCAUCUGGUCAACAUCAGCUGAAAUGAUUCUAGUCUCAGAAGAUGGUGGAGUUAGCUUCACUGAACUCGGCCUCCCCUUCACUCCAGAGUCAGUUCAUUCAGUCAAUGUACACCCCUUCAAGAGAAUUGUUUCCGUUCUGACCACCAUAUCUGGUUCCCUGGCUCAGUUUGUGCAAUGUGAUCUUGCUAACCAGAGCUGCUCUGAAAAUGGACCAUCAUUUGCCUACAGUGGUAAUGGUGGGAAUCUCAGUGCUGUAUUCGGUGCAGACAGGUUUGGAGACUUAUUCAUCUGGAGCAGUAUUGAGCUCUACUACAGUCCCAAUGGAGGUGUGACUGUGAGGGCUCUACCAGUCAAUGUACGCGGUGAAGGCUCUGGCCUCUUGAGUCCUGUGGAGUGGAGCAAUGGAGAGGCUAUCAAACAGACUGCAUCUGGUGUUGGAGGACAGUUUGCACUGCUGAGCUCUUCAAACAGACUGUUCUAUGGGACUCUAUCAUAUGGCUCUGCAAUAGAGAUUGCCUCAGGUGCUCUACCAGACAGCCCAGCAGUGAUCUCAUUCAACAGUCUGGGUCAACUGAGGAUCAUCACCAUUGAAAACAGUGGUAUUGUUGUUCACACUAUUCCCACCUAUUCACUGCUCAUGGAUGCCCUCUACCCCCCACCUGCCUGCCCGUUCACUCAGUGGAGGCACAGCACCCAGCAGAGUGUUUUCUACCUAGACAAGAGAGAAACUCUCACACUGUGGGCGAGUGUAAUUCCAGCACCGUGGAAGGCAAACGAAAUAUCGUUUGCAGUGUCAGACCCAGACAGUAUUGAGACUACCAGUGAGAAUGUUGAGCUCCAAACAGCAGUAGUUGGAGUUGUCCAGAGAAACCAGACUGUCACCAUUAGUCCUGCAAGAUCCCUCAUCUCCACAGCAAGGACUGCUGUGAAGCUGUCGGCUGCAGUACAGAACCUUGCCUGCCCGACCUCGGCAGAAAUGGUAUCAAUGCUGGCUAUGGAAUGCCCUCCAGGAAGACACAUUCAAGUCAAAGGCUUGCCCAGAAGAUGCAGUUCAUAUGCAGACUACACGUACACCAUUCCUAAGAAAAACUAUGACAGUACAUUCAGAGAUGGAAGGUCCAACUCGGACAAGAGGGUGGAGUACAAUGUGGAGAUGUACGGCUGUCCCAUCGCUAUUCCGUACACUCAGAGAUUCAGACCAACUCUAGAACUGUAUGACGACGACGUUUAUCUUGAAGAAGUUGAUGCGGACUUUGUUGUGUGGGAGAUCCACGGACGGCAUGACUACAGCUACACAGCCACUGCCAAGAAGACAUACAGGUCUUGUUAUGAGGGGGUAGGAGAGUUUAAUGGAAAAGUGAAGUAUCAGAUAUUGAACAGCAGUGGAGUGUCUUCACUGGAGUGGCCCGAGAUAAAUGGAAUGUACAUAUUUGCAGCUACAGUUGUCGCCAGGGACUACAGCUUUUGUCACCUGACAACCCACUUUGCUGUGAGGAUUUACGGAGCAUCAGGAGCUGCUAUCCUGGGCUACAUACUGCUAGUGAUGACCUGUCUCAUUGGGAUUGGGAUUCUCGUAUUCUCUUAUUAUCUCUACAAGCAGAGGCCCAAGAUGUUCGCCUAGUUAGUACACUAUGACAAUGUAUGGAGUCAAAAACAUAUAACCAAUGUGGAACACUUGAGAGAGGUGAUCAUUUGUAGUUGUGGUGGCUCUGAGAAGAGCCGGUUGAGAGAAAAAUAAAAUAAAAGGUGGAGAGUUCAGCCGCCGAAUCCGUAGAGGGUGCGCCCCUGCCUCUUGAGGGCGUAGACGACGUCCAUGGCAGUGACGGUCUUUCUCUUGGCGUGCUCGGUGUAGGUGACUGCGUCACGGAUCACGUUCUCCAGGAAGGACUUGGACGCCGCGGGUCUCCUCGUAGAUGAGGCCAGAGAUAUGCUUGACUCCCCCUCGGCGGGCGAGACGACGGAUGGCCGGCUUGGUGAUGCCCUGGAUGUUGUCUCGCAGGAUCUUCCUGUGACGCUUGCCGCCUCCCUUUCCGAGUCAUAGCGAGGGGGUCGGU